UCUUAUUUUGGUGUUGGUGGCAGCGGAUCACUUGUACACUGUGGAACAGACUUGGAUCACUGUAGGCUGAGAUUAUCAGUUACUCGCCUUCUGCAGCUCUGCCACUCGCUGACAGUCAGCCAGUAACCGCUGGAUCGUAGUUCGGCAUACGAACAAGGGGGAUUUACAACCGAACUGAACCUCAGGAGUUAAAAUAAACGACAUUGUAGUUGUUUCACGCCCCAAUGGAUACUGUUCAGAAAUUGGCGUCUGGAUUCUCUGUUGACCUUGGACCACUGAAAGAACCUCUUGGGUUUAUUCGUGUCCUAGAAUGGGUCUUUACCAUCUUUGCCUUCUCUACCGCUGGAGGUUACUUUGGGACAACCCACUUCAAAGUCAAAUGUGGAGACAAGGAGCCACAGGAUGUUAAGGCUGUGUUUGCAUACCCAUUCAGGUUGUCAGCUUACCCAUAUAAGAUACCAUUGUGUAAUGGUGGCCAAUCCAAUGAGACCUACCUGCAGGGAGACUUCUCCUCCUCAGCAGAGUUCUUUGUGUGUGUCAGCGUAUUUGGGUUUCUUUAUUGCACCGCCACGCUAGUCCUCUACCUGGGCUACCAGAAUGUCUACCGCCAGACCACCCGCGGCCCUAUCAUUGACCUUGUGGUGACCGCUGCCUUUGCCUUCCUGUGGCUUGUGUCCUCCUCAGCUUGGGGAAAAGGCCUGACUGAUGUGAAAUUGGCCACUAACCCUGAGCACUUAGUGGAGCAAUGCAAGGGCUUCUGUCUCCCAGGAGAGUUUCCUUCCAUGGGCCGCCUCACUGCCUCUGUGAUAUUUGGCUUCUUGAAUCUGAUCCUGUGGGCAGGUAACUGCUGGUUCAUUUACAAAGAGACUCCUUUCCACAAGGAUCCCAACCCACCCGCCACCAUGGAGGAAGUUGAGGCACCUAAUCCAGAACACUGAGGGUCCUCAGGCUGCACCCACAGUUGAAGGGUUUUUGCCCAACACUGGUCUCCUGCAGUUGUGAUUAAGAAUCCCCAAUACUUGUCAAAAAGAUUUGUCAAUUAUAAAUAGCUGAAGGUAACCUCAAAUCUAGUGGCUGAAAUAUCUUAAACCCAAGUGCCCAUGUGCCCUUGAAAACACUAAGUGUGAAUACAAAGUAAGUUCUUAACACUAUCUACCACAAGACUUUAUGUGACUGUAGCCUGAAACCUAAAAUGUAUGUAAGUGGUGUUCAGCAGAGCAGACCUGUAUAGUAUUUUUGCUUUAACAUCGUCUUCCGUUGAUAUCUGCUCUUUAGGGAGCCACCGAGUGAUGAAAUUGUGAUGUAAGAACAUAUAAUCGCUGCUGGUCCUCUUCUGGAAAAGCGAAAGGACUAAUAGAAGUUGAAAUCAAACAAUUCUCACAUCCAAUAAAAUCAUUUGUUGCGAUAAAAAGCAACAUCCAGAAUAUAUGAAUUAUGUGGGAUAAGUUGCACUCUGUGGUUUCUCUGUUGAGCAGGAUUAUUGUAGGCCCUGCUCUUGCAUUAAUUUAUCUGUAAGAGCAAACGUUACAGCACAGAUUCUAACUACUUUAUUUCAAUUUCAAUAAAUGACUCAGCCUCAAGGUUAAAAUAUGUUGUAUGCUCUUUUUCUUCCAGUUAUAGAAACAGUCAUAACAUUCCCCCACCUCUUGAGUCCUAUGAGAAACACUGCAAUAUGUUAGAUAACCACAUAUUUGUUAAACUUCCAAUUCACUUGGAUUUUCCUAUGCUUUAAGUAGAAAACACACAAACAUGGAAAACAUCACACUCCAAUCUGCUUUACCUCAGGAGGGGAAGCAAAGCUUUUGAAUUUUGAAAUAGUUAUUUUCAGUGAUGUUACAGCUUGUGACAGCAUUUGCCACACUACUGUGUCCAGACCAAGGCAGACUCUCUACAUGUUUACUCCCACAGCUACAUGUAUUGAUGUCAGGUUAAACCUCAUUUAGUUCCUGUUAGUUCAAAAUGUUAUAUUUAAACUACUCUGUAACAGUACAGCUCCCCCUUGUUUGCAAAACAAGACUUUAUUUACAUUAUUAUAUACAGGUUAUUGUAUUAUUUCUACAUUAUUUGGUCUGUUGUAUUUUUUUAAAACCACUGUUGGGUUUAUGUUUGUUUUCCCCAAUGAAAAAUGAUCAGUGUGCAACUUUUUUCCCCCUUACAUUUUCGGUGAGGUCACAUUCAUUGUACCAUUGUGUGUCAAAAGGGGCAAGAUGUGGAUGCCAGAUUGAUGUAAUCCUGCUGUAUUUCUCAUUUCUCCUUCACCUAUUUUUUCUGUACAUGUAACGUGCAGCAUUGCAGUACAUAGUACUGGUUUUCUAUAGCUAAUGAAGAAUGUCAGUUUUAAGGCAUAAUAAAGAAAAAACCACAGACCCUAACCCCACAAUACUAUAUUGAGUCACUGUUGACUCGGAGGGCCUGAAUUACCCUUAUGAAUUAUAUGCGUAUUAAUAGAUCUAACAGUGACUCAUAUGGCAACUAUCUGUGCAGCUGUAUUAUUUCAUAGCCUUUGGAAUGUAUGAGGGACUAUUUGAGGCACUAUAAGUAAAGUAAUAUAAUUCCACAUAUUUACAUUGAUCAUAUAUGCUUAAUCAAUUUUAAAAUAUACUUUUUGCUUUUAGUAGAGCAGGGUGAUAUAUUGAUGCUCAUGUUAUGUUUAUUGACAUUCAACUUAAUUUAUGUUAUGCCUUGUAUGUGCCCACGAAAAAAAUUGGUUUGUCUGUAAUGAUAUGUAAACAUGUGUGCUGCAACUGCUG
Pleuronectes platessa (European plaice) is the source of this 2750-nucleotide messenger RNA. RefSeq names its product synaptophysin-like 2a (gene sypl2a). Gene Ontology annotation, cellular component: synaptic vesicle membrane; synaptic vesicle. Lineage: Eukaryota; Metazoa; Chordata; Actinopteri; Pleuronectiformes; Pleuronectidae. The coding region runs from base 225 to 938 and encodes 237 amino acids. The transcript has 6 exons. The record is from RefSeq and is a predicted model, not a curated record.